This is a messenger RNA of Nerophis lumbriciformis (worm pipefish), 4330 nucleotides long. It is a transcript of the gene ercc6l, whose product is annotated as excision repair cross-complementation group 6-like. Gene Ontology annotation, molecular function: protein binding; DNA translocase activity; ATP binding. NCBI's taxonomy places the organism in Eukaryota, Metazoa, Chordata, Actinopteri, Syngnathiformes, Syngnathidae. The record is from RefSeq and is a predicted model, not a curated record.
AAUGCAGCUCCAGCGUCACCUACAAAGAUCCAAACUUCAUCUCUUUCAAAAGUAUUUCUGCAACCAAGGAAGUGUUUUUUGUUUUUGUUUUACGUUCCCAAAACAUGUUGGCGGGUUAAAAGCAACUUCCGGGUUCCAGGACGUGUUUGCCGGUUAAAAACACGAAAGAGCAACUUCCGUGUUUUGGGGCAGCGACUUAUUUCAUUGGCUGCGCUAUGUUAAAUGCCCCGCCUUCUUCGAGCAUCCUUCUCUCCGAUUGGACAACGUCCUUGUAUUAACGUCAUCACGUCGUCUGCGCGUUUGAGGCAUUUUGGCGGGGCGAGCUGUGUGUGCUUCUCAACGUUACACGGCCCUUGUGUUGAUACAUCCAUCCCUCCAUUUCCUACCGCUUGUCCCGCUCGGGGUCGCGGGGGUGCUGGAGCCUAUCUCAGCUGCAUUCGGGCGGUUAAAUUACUCCAUUUGGCGGACGUCGUGUGGUUCCGGUCCCAGGCAACAGUCCCAAGAUGAACAAGGGCCACUUAAACGGCGACGUGGAGGCGAUUGGGAAGAAGAUGGACAAGUGUUUGUCCAUCAAUGAAGGGGACACGAUGGAGGCCUAUCACAGAUACAUUCGAAAAGGUAAAGACGUGGCCAGACAAGGAGACAUGAACAAAGCUCUGGAGCUCUUCAAGAUAGCCGAAAGCAUUCAGCGCAGUGAAAAGCUGCAAAAGAGAAUUGAGAAAAUUGAGGAACUUUUGGCCCAGAACAACUCAGGGGAGGAAGAUGACGAGUUUGUGGAUGUGAACAACAGCGGUCUAAAGCUCUAUAAAGAUCUCUACCUGAAGCUUUAUGACUACCAGAGGGACGGUGUGGCCUUCUUGUACAGCCUCUACAGAGACGAGCGGAAAGGUGGAAUUCUGGCAGACGACAUGGGCCUGGGCAAGACCAUCCAGGUCAUAUCGUUCUUGUCAGGAAUGUACGACUGUGAGCUAGUGAAACACACUCUGCUGGUCAUGCCCACAUCGCUCAUCAGAAACUGGACCAAGGAGUUUACUAAAUGGACUCCUGGCAUAAGGGUCAAAGAGUUUCACGGCGCCAAGCUGGAGCGGACCAAGAAUCUGGAGAAGGUCCAGAGGGGUAAAGGUGUUAUCAUCACCACAUACACCAUGCUGAUGAACAACUGGCAGCAGCUGUCGGUCUACGAGGGAAACGAGUUCAAGUGGGACUAUGUGAUCCUGGACGAGGCACACAAGAUUAAGACCACCACAACCAAAACGGCCAAGAGCGUCUCGGCCGUUCCAUCCAAAAAUCGACUUCUGCUUACCGGCACUCCUGUCCAGAACAACCUCCGAGAGAUGUGGUCCCUAUUUCAUUUUGCCUGUUCCGGAACUCUACUCGGCACAGCCAAAACCUUCAAAAUGCAGUACGAGAACCCCAUUACUCGAGCACGGGAGAAGGACGCUACACCGGGUGAAAUGGCGCUGGGCUCCAGUAUGUCUGCCAACCUCAUGACUAUUAUCAAACCCCACUUCCUUCGUAGGACAAAGGCUGAAGUGCAGAAUAAGAAAAACGAAGAUGAAGCCCAAAACAAGUGUCAAGGGAAGAAGCACUUGGAGGACCCAAAGGUCUCUGGUGCCAUCAUGCCCGCACUGACGAGGAAGAACGACUUGAUUGUUUGGACGUACCUCAGUCGCGUUCAGGAAGACAUCUACUGGAAGUUCAUUUCCCUGGAUCACAUCAAGGAGCUGCUCAUGACAACCAGGUCUCCCCUAGCCGAGCUGACCCUUCUGAAAAAGCUGUGUGACCACCCAAGGCUGCUCUCCGCUCGAGCGAUCACCAAUUUAGGUCUGAAAGACAGCCCAGCUAAAAAGCAGCAGAGCGAUGACACGGAGAUGGGCAGUAUCGUCAACGUUGCUGACAAAACGCUGAUAUCCGAAUCUGGCAAACUGGUAUUUCUGUUUGCUCUCCUUGAACAUCUCAGAGAGGAAGGUCAUCGCACACUGGUCUUUGCUCACUACAGGAUGGUACUGGAUAUCAUCGAGCGCAUCCUCAAGAACCGAGGCUACAAAGUCCUGAGGCUUGACGGAACAGUCACUCAGGUGACGGAAAGGGAGCGCCUCAUUACCCUCUUCCAGACGAACCAAACAUAUUCCGUCUUCCUUCUCACCACUCAGGUGGGUGGAGUUGGCAUCACCUUGACGGCAGCGGACCGAGUCGUCAUCUUCGAUCCCAGCUGGAACCCAGCGACCGACGCCCAGGCAGUGGACAGGGCGUACCGCAUUGGUCAGAAGGAGAACGUUGUCAUUUACAGGCUGAUCACGUGCGGCACAGUAGAAGAGAAGAUCUACAGACGACAGGUCUUCAAAGAUUCACUGAUCAGGCAGAACACGGGAGACAAGAAGAACCCUUUUCGGUACUUCAGCAAGCAAGAGUUGAAGGAGCUCUUCACUCUGGAGGACACGCGGUCGUCGUCCACACAGCAGUUGCUUCAGUCCUUGCACUCCAAACACAGACACACAGACACAGAACUGGACCACCACAUCGCCCGCCUCCACACCAUGGAAAUGUUUGGACUCUCUGAUCACGACCUCAUGUUUUCCCUCAAUGUAGACCACGAUGAGGCCCCGAAGAACAAAAAAGAGCAAAACUACAUUGAAGGUCGGGUCCAGAAAGCCCAUGAGCUUGUGAAGGCGGAAUCGGACCUGCAGAUGCAGUUUGCAACCAAUGUAGAAUCCAGCACAGAGCCGGCGAACAAAGAACGUUUGCCUGAGAACAAACCGGGAAAACCGAGGGCAAAUUCUGUCAGCUCGCCACGCCGGCCAGCAGAUUUGGACAAAUCCGGUUCCGGCAAAAAUGGUGGCAUUAAAGGCAGCACAAUUGAUCUCACUGUUAGUGAUAGCGAGUCUGGCGAAAAAUCAUUAAACCUUUUAGAACAGUCUUCGCUGAAGCAGAAGGCUCUCUCUACUGAGGACAUGUUUGGGUCUUUGUCUCUGAAGGAGCAGGAGUCUUUUGGGGCAGUGGACCCAGGAGACGUAAAGGCUGGUGGAACUGAUGAAAAAUGUUUUCAGGAAGUUGAGAAAAGUCCUUCCAUGCACAUCAAAGAUAAUGAAGAUUGCAACCUGGAUGAGAGUCACGUGAAGUAUUUCCAGAAGAAAAGACUCUCAGUCUUGCAGUCAUCCAGUACCAGCUUAAAAGUAGACUCGUGGUCCCGAACUAGCGCCGGCUCAGAGAUGAUGGAUGACAACUUCAACUUGCAGCUGGAGGAGAGCGACGUCUCCUACCGCAGCAUCAUGGAGGACGAAGAGAGAAAGCUGCUAUCUCAGCUGCAGACAGAGGGCACGUUUGACGUGGAUAAGUCGCUCACAGAGGGCCAACAAAGCGCCAAGUCCCAAGUCUCCGGAUUGGACGAAUCCAUCACCAUAUACGCCAAGAAGAAAAGAACUGCUGUUCUCUCCGACAGUGAAGAAGAGGUUGAGCGUGACGGCAGGCCCCAGUUGACCAAGGGUUCGGUUAAUAAGUCUCUCCAGAUGCUAGGAUCCUCCACGCCCAAAUCUGGGACACACAGUUCCACCCCCAGCAAGUCCAGAAAGAGUGUUGGAGGAAGCACCUCUGUGGCCUCACGCCGCUCCCUCCUGAAUUCUAUCAUUAAAGACGUGGACAAGCAGGAUGAAGACAACCGCGACGAGCUUUCAGGGAUGUACUCCGACGAGGUGGAAGAGGAGGAGGAGGAUGACUAUGUAACCAGCCAGGAGGAUCUCAGCCUGGACCAAACAACUGGAGAGACUUUAAACACAGAAGAAGAGGGGGGAGACCUGGAAGAGUCCACCAGUGAGCUGGAGCUAGCGUCCUUUGAGAGGAUGGAGCAGUGUACCACUAACACAGCGGCAGGCGUUGCCUUAAAGUCCUCGUCGGACUCAGAAAGCAUGUACGAGUCGCUGGUGACUCGAGGCCACCAGUUUUUCAGGGAUGGCAAACUGAACGAAGCAUUGGACUUGUUCCUGAAGGCCAUCGAUAUCAACCCUGGAGAUCCUGAUAUCGAGAUCCUGACCAUCAAACUGUAUCGCCAACUGAGAGAAUAAAAACAUGGACCUCUUAAGUUCUUUUGGACUUCAAUCCAUACUUUUUAUUCAGUAAGAGGGACGUAAAUCACUUUGUUCUUUCCUCACCCAACUUAUCUUCAAGUUGAGUUAAAGAACUGAAAGGGGCGUUUGUUUUUACCAGGACAUUCUGCCGGUCAUUUUUAGGUGAAAGGCAGUAGUUUAUUCUUUAGUGGAUUAUUUUCCUCUCAUGCUGACUUAAUAUAAAUGUUUGCUUAUUCACUGUGUUUUAAAUAAAGUUUUCUAUCAUUAAA